GCUGGCCGAGAAGUCGUGUUUUUUUGCUCGCUUUGGUGACGCCGUACCUCAAAAUUGUUCUCAAAGUUUUGCAGAAGGAAGAAACCGUUUUUCGGAGAAUAAUUGAUUGACCUUUGACCAGUACCGGGAUCUGCAAAAUGGGCAAUAAAUCGUCGCUGCUGCUGCGCGAGGAAGAGAUUGCGCAAAUUCACGAAGAAACUGGAUUUACUCCGAACCAAAUCGAGCGCCUGUACUCACGCUUCACGUCACUGGAUCGCAACGAUUGUGGCACUCUGUCGCGCGAGGACUUUCUACGUAUUCCGGAACUGGCUAUAAAUCCGCUUUGCGAGCGGAUCGUACAUUCGUUUUUUGCCGACAGUAAUGACGAUAGGGUUAAUUUCCGUCAAUUUACUCGUGUGCUUGCUCAUUUCCGGCCGAUCAAGCCGAGCAAGGAGAACAAGCUGAACAGCCGAGAGGAGAAGCUGAGGUUUGCCUUUAAAAUGUAUGACCUUGACGAUGACGAUACGAUCUCCCGGGACGAGCUGCUGAGCAUCCUGCAGAUGAUGGUCGGUGCGAACAUCAGUCAGGAUCAGCUGAAUAGCAUCGCCGAGCGGACGAUCGUCGAGGCGGACUCGGUUGGGCAGGGUAAGAUUACGUUCGACGAUUUUUGCCGGGCCCUCGAACGCACCGAAGUGGAGCAGAAGAUGUCGAUUCGUUUCCUUAACUGAAGUCGAAGCUCGUGGUGUGAUUGGUUUGCCAAUUUAGGGCAAUCUUAGAGCAACCAGAAUGGAAUGUGCAUUUGUUUUACGAAUCUUUUGGGUUUCAAGUUCAAACUGAUGCACACGACGAGCGGAAAAACGAACGAUAUUACGGAGAAUGGGGAUAAUCUUCCGAUUGUAAUGGUUUAUUUCAAGUGUCUGUAGAAUGUAGCUUGUAUGGUGUAUAUAUCUGGACGUAUUGCAGUAAUUAUAAUAAAUUUCUUGU
This is a messenger RNA of Sabethes cyaneus, 963 nucleotides long. It is a transcript of the gene elm, whose product is annotated as calcineurin B homologous protein 1. Bases 138 to 707 code for a protein of 189 amino acids. Gene Ontology annotation, molecular function: calcium ion binding. NCBI's taxonomy places the organism in Eukaryota, Metazoa, Arthropoda, Insecta, Diptera, Culicidae. The transcript has 2 exons. The record is from RefSeq and is a predicted model, not a curated record.